Molecule: messenger RNA, 2007 nt
Organism: Zygosaccharomyces rouxii
Lineage: Eukaryota; Fungi; Ascomycota; Saccharomycetes; Saccharomycetales; Saccharomycetaceae
Gene: SMY1
Product: Smy1p
Exons: 1
Coding region: 1-2007 (668 amino acids)
Biological process (GO): microtubule-based movement
Cellular component (GO): kinesin complex; microtubule
Molecular function (GO): ATP binding; ATP hydrolysis activity; microtubule motor activity
Source: RefSeq, a predicted model, not a curated record
AUGCAGUCUAUUUCAAACGGUUGUACCGAUGCAAUUGUCCAGCCUACCUCUAUUAGGGUUGUGUUGAGGUUAAAACCACUUAUUGAUGAAGCGGCCAAGCUGUCAUAUGUGGAAGAUGGCGCUGGAUCCUUAUCGUUACAAGAUUUCCCACAAGUAGCUGGUAAGGCAACUUUCUUUAGUGAUGCAAAUGAUACCAAUAAAUUUCGAUUCAAUAAAGUUUACGACGUAGGUGUGAGACAACAGGAAGUAUGUGAAGAUAUCAUUGGUGACAAUGUAAUGGAACUCCUAGCAGGUUUCAAUGUAAGCAUAAUGGCCUUUGGAUCAGAAGGGUCUGGUAAAACAUAUACUAUGUUCGGUAAUGAUCACGAGGAAGGUAUAGUUCAGCGGAUGUGCCAAUCAAUCUUUGAUCAAUUGGAUAAGUUACAUGAAGAUAGUGGCAAUGAAUCAACUAUCAGUAUAAAUUUCUUCGAGUUAUUUGCUGAGAAUGUUUAUGAUCUCUUAUCUCUUCAGAAAAAUUCAAAAGUUUUGAAGACAUCCAGUGAUACCAAAACACAUACUUUGUCUGUUAAGGGUCUUCGAACUGUCAGCGUCAAUUCCGUUUAUGAGCUUUUAGCUUAUAUUAAUGAAGGUCACCUUCGUAGGUGUCAUUCGGAUUCUCAUUAUAGGAAAUCUAGAUCUAGUGCCUUUUUAAAUAUUACAGUGGAACAAAGGAAUAAAAAGGAGGAGACCUUGAAGCAUAGCGUUUUGCAACUAAUAGAUUUAGCCAGUUCUGAUAAAUUGGAUAAGAAUUUGAAAUAUGAUAUUUCAACCGAUGAGAUGAAAUCUACCAAUUCAUCUAUGCAAAAUUUGCAUCAAGUAGUUUAUGGACUAUCGGAAUUAGAAUCACCAUCCUCAAAGAACCAUAGCUCUAAACAUACUCAUCGUACCUCUCGUCUGGCAAAAUUUUUACAACAGGCAAUUGGUGGUGAUAGCAAGACUACAGCCGUGAUGCUUUCUUCCACCGAUAAGGCGGAUAGAGAAAAUACUGUAAUCACUCUAUCGUUGGGCUCCAGACUCAGAUCAAUCCAUAACUUUCCAGUACAAAACAAAAUGGGACUUAAUUCUAAAGCUCUUCUCGAUCUUAGACUAAAGAAUAUGAGCACAAGGGAGGAUAGUUAUUUGACUCGAAUAAAAUAUUUGGAAGAUGAAGUUAGUAAAUUGGGUGGUACCAUUCAGCAGAAUAAAAACCAAGUUUCCACAAACAAAUCUUUGACCGAAAAGAAUAUGAAGUUAAUGGAUCAAUUAGAAUUAUAUCGUAAAUCUCAACAAACUCAGAAAUCCGGUUCUGAAGAAGAGAAUUUAACGUCUCAACAAAAUGGAAGGAUUCAAAAUGAGAUGUCUGAAGUUUUAGAUAACCUAAUGGAAAAAUGCGAAAGAGUAAUUCAAUUACAGAUGAGAUUGGAUGAAGAAUUACGCCAAAAGUCACAAAUGUCGCAGCAACUCAACUACAAGGAAUCAAAGGCUCAGGCUCUUGAAGCUAUGAACGUUAAGCUUUUAGAACAACUGAACACCAACGAAAAUGAAAUGAGGAACGUUCUCAAUACCAAUUCAAUUCUGCGAAAAGAGAUGGAAAAAUGGAUGCAUGUAGCUAAAACACGUUCAGAAAAAAUCGAAGAAUUACAAAAUGAGAUCCAAGAACGUCAGGUUGGAAAUGUCCCUCAAAAUGGUCUAUUGUUUCCCCCAGGAGAAUUGAAUCAUAUUAGAGAUGCCUCUAAGAAUAAAAAGGGCAAUUGGUUAUUCGGUAAUUCCAGUAAUAACGCUCUAGGGACCAGAAAAAUAUCUAAUCUAUCCAAUAGUAACAAUCUAGGGACCAGGAAGGUAUCUAAUGUAUCCACUAGUAGUGCCGUGACGAUAAAUUCCCAAGAAUCUAAUAGCUCUAAGACAUCCCAUAGAGGACUUAACCUUCAUGCAGUUCGACUACCUUCAGGCAUUGAGAACGAAAACUCUAGUGACAAAAACAAUCCUUAG